UGGGCUCUGGAGGCCUACCACAACCUUUUCAAAAACUAUCAUGUUUCCAUAACACUUUAUUGUAAGAUUACAAUAACCUAACCAAUACUUUGAUUCGUACCAUGAACUUUUUAUAGUGUAUGAAAACAAUAUUGUUUUAAGCCUGCUUAGUGAUGGGAAAGAACGAACGUUAUCAAAUCAUUCUGCUAUAAGUGGAAGCGAGAUAGCAGCUAAUUUUAACCCGCUUUGUCCCUCUCGCACGAACACGAACAUUGACGUUUACGACGUUGACGUAACGAAUUGCGUUCCGCUUUACGGGAUUGUUUAAAUGAAAGUAAAAAAAAAAUUCAAGAGAAUAUAGAAAAUUUGAAAGGUUUUAUGUUAAAUUCAAUUAAUAUUUAAUAAAUUAAAUGUAACAGCGUUAAAUUGUUUACAAUAAGAAUUAGAUCAAACAGUGAAAUUGUUGCAAAAAAGUACCUAAUGCUGAAAAACGCGAUCCGUUUUUAACAUUGAACAUACAUGAAGACUUGAAGUGUUAUUCAUUAUUGUGACGAUUGACGCGCCAAAUCUAAAAAGUUUCAAGUGGUGUGAGUCGUGAGAGUUGUACGAGUUUUUCAGUUAUAAAUUAUAAUAUUCUUAUAUUUCUUACUCGUAGUAACAAUGUCAAAUAGAAACGUUGGGAAUCGUCGGGUGUCCGGGCAACAGCUCGAUAUCCUGUGGGAGUACCUAAACUCUCAUAGAGAUAUCGCUCUUGCCUUUAAUAGAUCUUUGGAAGCCAAGGAGCAUUCAAAGAGAAAAUGGCAGGAGAUAGCAAAUAUAUUAAAUGCUCAAGGCGAUGGCGCACAUAAGGACUGGAAAAGCUGGUCUAAAUAUUGGAUAGAUUAUAAGGCUAAAUUGAAGAGAAGAGUGGCGGCCUUACGAUUGUGUCAAAACAGGACUGGAGGAGGGCCAUCAACGGAGCAACCUCUGUCCGAUAUAGAGAAUAAGUUCCUCCAAAUACUAGGGGAGGAUUAUGGACAGGGGUUGAGUGGUGUGCGGGUUGAAUCAUUCCCGCCAGCUGAAAGCGCACAGCGAGCUGAAAGCACACAGCCAGCUAUGGAUAUUGCUUCUAUGGAGGUUAUAAACUUCCCAUUUCCUGACACAAUUAUCCCGGAUCAAGCCUCAGAGUCCAUCCUAGCAUCCACAUCCUUCCAAACCUUUGUUGUACAGGCACCAAGCACUCCACCUCGUACCCAAACUCCUCACACCGCUCCACCGUUGAACCGGCAGCAGUGUUUUCGCCCCGGCGCCGACGUCGCAGACGAGAGGUUCCACUGACUACACAGUCGAUUAGCCGGUCUCUGAUUCUUUUUUCGGAGCUUCUCUCAGGCUACUGUAAGCAGUAGAGUCUUGAAAGAAUAGCAGAUACGUUGGUGGAGAUGAAUCAAACUCUGAUACAAAUAUGCAGCAGUCGUCAGCGGAUU
This is a messenger RNA of Aricia agestis (brown argus), 1442 nucleotides long. RefSeq lists its product as uncharacterized. Gene Ontology annotation, cellular component: nucleus. Lineage: Eukaryota; Metazoa; Arthropoda; Insecta; Lepidoptera; Lycaenidae. The transcript is spliced from 4 exons. The record is from RefSeq and is a predicted model, not a curated record. Bases 640 to 1296 code for a protein of 218 amino acids.